AUGGGGAAGAAAGGCGACCGCCGCGCGAGGGCGCCCGCGACGGACGGCGGCGAGACGUCCGAGGCGUCCGCGGAGCCGGAGCCGGAGCCUCCCGCGGGGAUGGGCGCGUUCGAGCGCGAGUACGAGGCGAGAUUAGGCGACGGGGAUGCGGAGGAGCAGAAGCGGCAGCGUUCGGAGACGACGACGACGACGACGACGACGACGACGCGGCCCGCGUCGGACGACGCGCGCGCGGACGACGCCGAGGUGCAUACCGGCGGCGUCAUCCUCAGGCUGAACGCGAAGCUCAAGGCGGCGAACGCGGAGCGCGACGCGAUGAAGAGGGCGCACGACGCGAUGGCGAGAGACCUCGAGGCGCGUCGCGUCGAUCCUUCCGCCGCCCGCGCAGCCGGGCGCCAUUUAACAACGAAUCGAGCUCACUCGCUCACUCGUCCACAUCCCUCCCUCUCUCCUUCCUCCCCCGUCCACCACCGCGCAACGCAGGCGGCGGGAAACGAGAUCGAGCGCCUGACGCGCGAGCUGUCGACCGCCAAACGCGCGCCGCCGCCCUCGCCGUCGCCGCUCGAGCGUCGCGCGAGGGAGGCGGAUGCCUCCGCGGCGGCGGCGAAGGCGGCGGCGGCGGAGGCGCGCGCCGCGCUCGCGCGCGCGCAGAUAUCGACCCGAGCGAUGAAGGACGACCUCGACGCCGCGACGCGCGAUCGCGCCGCGGCCGAGCGCGUCGCGGCGGCGGCGAAAGACGAGCUCGCGGUCGCGGCGAAAGACCUCGCGCGGCUGCGCCUCGCGCUCGCCGCGCGAGGCAACGUCGAGGCGAAAGGCGCGUUCUAUUACCACACCGAGUCCCUCGCUUUCAAUCCCGACACACCUCGACGCCUUUCGACUCCGCUUCUGACGCCUUUCAACUCCGCCCCGACGUUCUCGCUCGUACGGACCGACCCGAAAGCCGCCGCGGUGAUGGACGACGCCGCGAAGAGGCUCGCCGCGGCGGAGCACCGCGCGAUCGCGAAGGGCGACGAAAUAGCGGCGAGCGUCGCGCGCGAGGCGCUGAGCGCGGCGAGCGAGAGCCGAGACGCGAUCGCGAAGGACAUCGCGCCCGCGGAGGAGACGUUGGCGCGCGUGAGAAGAGACUUUUCAGACGCCAAGGCUAAGUGGGACGCGGAACGCGUCGCGACGACGGGAGCGCUGGAGAAGGCGCAGAAAGAGCACAGCGCGCGAAUCCUCGAGCUCGAGAAGACGUGGCAGAUGCGGCUGACCGAGGAGGUCCAGCGAGCGACGCGGACGGCGAACGAGCGCGCGCGCGUGAGUGCGACGGACGCCGCGACGAGCGCCGCGAAAGCCGCCGGGUACGACGCGGUGAAGAGCGAACGCGACGAGCUCUUGAGAGGGAUGACGCCGCUGGAGAUGGCGGCCAGGGACGUCGCGCGCGUGAACGCGAAGCUCACGCAGAAGCUCGUGGACGUGCGGUACCUCGCGGCGUCGCUGACGUACGACCGCGAGGAGGAGGAGGAAGAGGAGGCCGACGCGCGCCGCAGGAAUAGCGUCAAUAGCGUCGCGUCGCCGCCGCCGCCGUCGACGACGACGACGCGUCGGAUCUCCGCGUCGUCCGCGCUGGGGAUGGACGACACGCACGCGCGGAGCGUCGUGAAGUCGACGUCGAGCGGGUACAUGACGACGACCGUCGUCGCGAAGAAGAAGAUCGCGACGGCGCCGCCGCCGGCGCUUCGUCGUCGCGCGCCGACGCCGACGCCGACGCUCGCGCGCCCCCGACUCGCGUCCGCGUCCGCGGACCGCCCGCGCGUGGGCUCCGCCGCGAGCUGGGGCGCCGGUCCGUCGACGACGCCGCCCGCGGCGACGUCGAGCCGCCGCGGCGACGUCAAGCCCGGCGUCGGGCUGUCGAAGCGCGCGCCCGUUCGCGUCGCGUCGCUCGCGCCGCCGUCGGCGUCGUCGCGGCGUCGCCAGCCGCCGCCGCCCUCCGCGGGCGACGACGGCCUCCGUCGCGCGCGCUUCAACCGCAAGCCCGGCAUCCCGAGCACGAGUACCCGGGGCGGGAUGGGCACGAGCGUGAGCGCGACGGGCGGGGGGUUCGAGUACGCGUCCGCGAAGACGUACGGCGCGUCGCCGGGGGCGCAGGUGAAAUCCGUCUACGGAUCCGGAUCCGCGGCGGGGCCGCGCCGGGCCGACCUCGCGCGCUUCGACGCGCUCGAGCUCGACGGCGACACCCCGCCGCGCGCGCCCGCGGAGAAGAACAUCGUCCCGAACAUCCGCCCGCCGCCUGAGGUGGAUCCCGGGCCCGGGGGGGGGGACCCGGGGAUGCGACGACUGGACGCGAGUCUGAGGGGCGAGUUCGACGCGUUGCGCGCGGAGUACGGCGACUUGCUGAGAAAGGCGACGAGCGGCGGGGCGGGCGUCGGGGACCUCGCGCGGAGUUUAGAGGACGUCAUCGCGCGGCUCGAGGAGAAGUCCGCGCAGAUCGCGGGGUUGCAGCGCAUACGAUGA
Molecule: messenger RNA, 2493 nt
Organism: Micromonas pusilla CCMP1545
Lineage: Eukaryota; Viridiplantae; Chlorophyta; Mamiellophyceae; Mamiellales; Mamiellaceae
Exons: 3
Coding region: 1-2493 (830 amino acids)
Source: RefSeq, a predicted model, not a curated record